UUAUUUGUAAUAACAACUGAUUUGUUUGUCGCCCUGAGAAUCAUUCCGAUUGUGUGUAAUGUUAAGAGAAUGACUGUCAAAAUUUAAGUUAUAUAUUUUUUUAAAAUAAGGCGUUAUGGCUAUAUCAUGCUUUGAUCUGUGUGCACAGUAACUGUCGUUUAUAUGUUCAUGUUUCGUGGCUAGGUUGUUGAUGUUUGUAAUAAGUUUCAAUAAUACAGAUGAAACUUUGUAUCGAAUUAUAAUUUGAGGAACGGGCAGUUGCAGGUUGUGAACAUAUGGUUGAUUUUGUGAAUAAUAUGCAGGGGAGUGAGAAAAAUGGAGUUCGCUUCUGUGAGUGAUGAGUAUUUAACCAACAAGCGAUGAAUAGGAAGCAUACAAUAAAUGGUCGCAAUAUUGUGCGACUCACGAGGCAGCGAGAAGUCAAGGAUACUAUAAACCACAAACUCCAGCAGAAGUUGCAUGUAACAGAAGAUUUUGUCCAAAGGCUGGGUUUGGAGGCUGAACUUGAAGGUCAUGGUGGUUGUGUCAACUGCCUAGAAUGGAACGAAUCAGGAAGGACUCUUGCUUCUGCUUCAGAUGAUGUGCAGGUCAUUCUCUGGGAUCCUUUUUUGUAUAGAAAAAUACACACUAUACCCACUGGACAUCAUGGGAAUAUAUUUUCAGUGAAGUUUUUACCAAAAUCUGCUGACGGAGUUCUGGUGACUGGCGCCGGAGACUGCCGAAUCAGAGUCCACGAUGUCGGUCUUGGCGAAACGACACACGUGUGUAAUUGCCACACGGGCCGAGUUAAGCGCCUUGCGACCGCCCCGAAUGUUCCAUACAUGUUCUGGAGUGCUGCCGAGGACGGAACAAUUAUGCAAUUUGAUCUUCGAACACCACAUUCAUGUUCAAGAGAAGUUAAUAUGGGGCGAUAUGCCGAAGCGAAAUGCCUCGCCAUUAAUCCGCAGCGUCCCGAGUUGCUCGCUGUUGGAGCAAAUGACCCGUACAUCAGGCUUUAUGAUCGGCGGAUGAUAAAGCUUACCACCGUGGAGUACCCGCCGGACAACGUGCCUCGCUCCAAUUGGGAGCGCCAGAACUACAUGGCAUCUCGAGCCGGAGAAGGAGAGCUGGAAGAUAACUUACCACAUGGCUGUGUUCAGUAUUAUGUUGCAGGGCAUCUUCCGGUAAAGCAGCAGGACUACCGGAAGAAAUACAGGAACCUGGCCUCGACAUACGUGACAUUCAGCGCUGGUGGCAAUGAGCUGCUGGUAAAUUUAGGCGGAGAACAGAUCUACUUGUUUGACAUAAACAACAAACGGAAACCAAAGAAAUAUGAUAUUCAGGCUGUUAAUCUUGACAGUCUGAAAACAUUUAAAGAUUGUCGUGGUUCUUCAAAUGGUUAUAGUAACGGCUUCCGAAAUGGUACCAAUGGUUUUGCAGCCAGUUCAAAUGGCGUUACUCGAAGUACCAACGGGAUGACGUCCAUAUUUCCAGUGACUGAAAGAAGGAGUGAUAUUGGAACACCGUCACUGCCAAUCAGAAUUCAAGCUCUGAAAUUAAGUGCAAAUGACGCUUUUGAGAGGCAGCGUUUUACGUUAGCUAUCAGCUUGUACAAUAAAGCAAUUGGCUACUAUCCAUCAGCAGCUGUUCUGUAUGGAAAUCGGGCCGCAGCGUACAUGAAAAGGGGCUGGGAUGGUGAUAUAUACGCAGCGAUGCGAGAUUGCCACACGGCCCUUCAGCUGGAUCCCGGUCAUAUGAAAGCUCAUUUCAGAUUGGCGAGGUGUCUGUACGAACUGCAGUGGGUGCAGGAAGCGUCAGACUGCAUGCAGGCAUUCAAGAGCAAGUUUCCGGACCACAUCCACAGUCACGCGUGCAAAGCUCUUGUCAAAGAUAUUGAAACGGCUAGUGCUUCAAAGCCUGGUUUUGUUUGUGUUGAAAUACUUGCAAUUUAUGUCCAUCUUGGACACGGCAUGGGGCGAUAUGCCGAAGCGAAAUGCCUCGCCAUUAAUCCGCAGCGUCCCGAGUUGCUCGCUGUUGGAGCAAAUGACCCGUACAUCAGGCUUUAUGAUCGGCGGAUGAUAAAGCUUACCACCGUGGAGUACCCGCCGGACAACGUGCCUCGCUCCAAUUGGGAGCGCCAGAACUACAUGGCAUCUCGAGCCGGAGAAGGAGAGCUGGAAGAUAACUUACCACAUGGCUGUGUUCAGUAUUAUGUUGCAGGGCAUCUUCCGGUAAAGCAGCAGGACUACCGGAAGAAAUACAGGAACCUGGCCUCGACAUACGUGACAUUCAGCGCUGGUGGCAAUGAGCUGCUGGUAAAUUUAGGCGGAGAACAGAUCUACUUGUUUGACAUAAACAACAAACGGAAACCAAAGAAAUAUGAUAUUCAGGCUGUUAAUCUUGACAGUCUGAAAACAUUUAAAGAUUGUCGUGGUUCUUCAAAUGGUUAUAGUAACGGCUUCCGAAAUGGUACCAAUGGUUUUGCAGCCAGUUCAAAUGGCGUUACUCGAAGUACCAACGGGAUGACGUCCAUAUUUCCAGUGACUGAAAGAAGGAGUGAUAUUGGAACACCGUCACUGCCAAUCAGAAUUCAAGCUCUGAAAUUAAGUGCAAAUGACGCUUUUGAGAGGCAGCGUUUUACGUUAGCUAUCAGCUUGUACAAUAAAGCAAUUGGCUACUAUCCAUCAGCAGCUGUUCUGUAUGGAAAUCGGGCCGCAGCGUACAUGAAAAGGGGCUGGGAUGGUGAUAUAUACGCAGCGAUGCGAGAUUGCCACACGGCCCUUCAGCUGGAUCCCGGUCAUAUGAAAGCUCAUUUCAGAUUGGCGAGGUGUCUGUACGAACUGCAGUGGGUGCAGGAAGCGUCAGACUGCAUGCAGGCAUUCAAGAGCAAGUUUCCGGACCACAUCCACAGUCACGCGUGCAAAGCUCUUGUCAAAGAUAUUGAAACGGCUAGUGCUUCAAAGCCUGGUUUUGAUGUGGACACACAAGAUAUGGACCCGGGACCUGAGCCAUCGGACCAAUACAAGAGUCACGCUGUAAACAGUUGUCCUAUGUCACAGCAGGAGCGUGCAUGGAGAGAAUUGGCCUAUGACUAUGAGAUACGAUUUUGCGGUCAUUGUAAUACCACAACUGAUAUCAAAGAAGCAAAUUUCUUUGGAAGUCAGGGCCAGUACAUCGUCGCAGGCUCUGAUGAUGGAUCCUUUUUCAUCUGGGAUCGUCACACCACGAACAUUAUGCGCGUUCUCCGUGGCGACGAUUCCAUAGUGAACUGUCUGCAGCCCCAUCCGUCUUACUGCUUGCUGGCCACAAGUGGUAUAGACCCAGUAGUCAGACUGUGGAGUCCGAGACCUGAGGAUGGCUCCAGCAACGAGAGGGAAGUGAUCGACUUAGACGAUGCCGCUUCAGCAAACCAGAAACGAAUGAACGCCGAUCCAUUUGAAGUGAUGCUGAUGAACAUGGGUUAUCGCAUCACGUCUGUGCAGGGGGAAGAAGGUGAAGGAGGAGGGGAUGAAGGGGCGAGGGAAGCCCCAGCCAUUAACUGCAGACCCAGUUAGCUGAAUCUUAGUUCAGUUUGCGUUUAAUGAGAGAGGAAGCGAGUGAUACUAACAAAAGGUGGAAUUGGAAUUUAAAAUUUGCAGUGUGUCGUGAACCGUUUGUUAGUUUCUCUCGCUUUCUCUCGUUACUGCUGUGAAUUUCAUUUUGACACUCUCGGCAUUUCUGACCUUUGAAUAUCACUUUAGGAAGUGAUUUAAUUUGUUUAUAUUUAUUCAUAGCUUCAAAAGUAAAUUACCCGAACUUUAUAUUUUAGAUUAGAUUUCUAUUCCGUUACAGAACUUGGGGUCGCAGAUGAAUGAGUAUCCUUUUGUGUUUCUGUAUUUAUUUCAAAUUAGUUUAUACAUUAACACUGUUUAGUGUUAGAGGCUAUAAAUACAUUUAGCCGUAUUUUCUAGUUGGAAUAAUUGAUUUUAAAAAUUAAGUGGUUAUGGUAAGUGAUUUUUAAAAUCUCCCCUGCAUAAUUAAUAUUAAUAGCAUUUAUGAACUGCUACUGUAAAUAUUAUAUUCUUUCCACAAUUAGCAAGAAUUAUAUGAAUCUAAAAAUAUGUUUACAGAAUAAGCGUCGUACUUGUCUUACAAAUAUAAUUUGGUAUAUAUAAAUGUCAGAGAAGAUUAAAGUUGUUUCACCAAACUUA
Zootermopsis nevadensis is the source of this 4169-nucleotide messenger RNA. The record is from RefSeq and is a predicted model, not a curated record. NCBI's taxonomy places the organism in Eukaryota, Metazoa, Arthropoda, Insecta, Blattodea, Termopsidae.